AUGGUUCCACAAUGUAACUUUAAGUAUUGGUCAUUUUGUCCACUGAAUGUCAAACUUCAGCCUGUUCCUUUUUUAAUCCCUCUCAGAGAUGCGAUGCAGCUGAAUGUCCUGGCCACCCAGAAGAUGGUGGCGUUGGCCCACAGGAUGAAGCACCUGGAGAUUUUCAUCCAUAUCUCCACAGCCUAUGCCAACUGUGACCGGGAGCUCAUUGAGGAAAUCGUUUACCCUCCCCCCGUAGACUACCGCAGACUCAUUGACACCCUGGAUUGGAUGGAUGAUGAUCUGGUGUCUUCUCUGACUCCCAAACUGAUCGGGAAGCGUCCCAACACCUACACAUUCACCAAAGCCUUGGCAGAGUAUUUGGUGCAGCAGGAGGCUGGAGACCUUAACGUAGCCAUCAUCAGACCAUCCAUAGUAGGAGCAAGCUGGAAAGAGCCCUUCCCAGGUUGGAUUGAUAACUUCAAUGGACCUAGUGGAAUAUUCAUUGCAGCUGGUAAGGGGAUCCUGCGAACGAUGAGAGCAUCCAAUGAUGCUGUGGCUGACCUGGUGCCUGUGGACGUGGUGAUCAACGCCACACUGGCUGCAGCUUGGUACUCUGGGUCACAGACAGUCAACAGGUCUAAAAACAUCCUGGUUUACAACUGCACAACCGGAGGGAUCAACCCGUUUCACUGGGGGGAAGUCGAGUACCAUGUAAUAUCCACAUUCAAGAGGAAUCCCCUUGAGCAGGCCUUCCGUCGGCCCAAUGUUAAUCUCACAUCCAAUCACCUAAUCAAUCAGUAUUGGAUCGCCGUGAGCCACAAGGCUCCGGCCUUCCUCUAUGAUCUGUACCUCAGGCUGAUUGGACGAGAGCCCAGGAUGAUGAAGACAAUCACUCGUCUCCACAAAGCCAUGAUGGUCCUGGAGUAUUUCACCAGUCACUCUUGGGUGUGGAACACUGACAACGUAGCCAUGCUAAUUGCUCAGAUGAACCCCGAGGAUAAGAAGGUGUUUAAUUUUGAUGUGCGUCAGCUGCACUGGGCAGAGUACAUGGAAAGUUACUGUAUGGGCACCAAAAAAUAUGUCCUCAAUGAAGAGCUGUCAGGCCUGCCAGCUGCACGCAAACACCUCAACAAGCUGAGGAACAUCCGCUAUACCUUCAACACUGUCCUGGUGGUGCUCAUCUGGCGUGUCUUCAUUGCCCGAUCCCAGAUGGCCAGAAACAUCUGGUAUUUUGUGGUGAGCCUCUGCUUCAAAUUCCUCUCCUACUUCAGAGCUUCCUCCACCAUGAGAUAAUGAGCCUGGGACACUGUGCGGGGGGAAGAGAUGAAGAACACACUGGCUGUGGAUGAUGAGAGGUGCCUGUUUUGAAAGCCGUUAAAAUGGUACCAUGUAUUUAUAUAUAAAAAAAUAAAAAAAAAAAGCUACCCCGACACUAGGAUUAAAUGGAAUCAUUAAACCCAUGAACACUGAGCUACUGGAUGUGCCUGGAGUCCACAGCGGGCUAAAUGUCGCAUAUCUCGGAUCGAUCUAAUGCCAUCUCUAGCACUUCAUAAAACACAGGGCAUGGAUUUAUCUCCCAAUGCUCAGACUAACUGCACUUGGACUAGUCAAAGAAGCAGGACUACACGCCCUCAUUCUGUGCAAUUCCAGUUAGUUCGGCCCCCCCCUCAGGUGCCAGCUUCACUCCCGCGACCUUUAGGCUCCGGGAGCACCCAAACCUGCUCCAUCUUAUCGGUCUGCUCGCCUGGCUGCUUGCUUGCAACGCGUUGAAUGAUGAUCUGCCAGUCCAGGCUUCCUCUUCUCUUAAUGUAAUCGUUUAAUGGCAAAUGACCACUCCAACCGCCAUCUAAGUUAUAUUUCUGUCACUUGAAAACAUGGCUCCAAAUUAUUUUUCAUGGUGGUUCAUGUCAGUCUUAAGGCAUAUUGAAAUGUUUAAAAAAACAACAACAAAAAAAACAACUUGCUUCAAAAAUUUGGCUUGCUAGGCAAAACAUGGACUACACUAAGCUUCUGGGGCUGUGGAGCCGGUUUUGCUCGCUUGGGUGGAGGCAGUUGAAAGAUGAAUGUGUACUGACUCUGUGUGAAAGUUUAAACGUCCCCCCAACCACAUCCCCCAAGACCAAAGCCGGCAUGGUGUAAAGAAUUGAUAUUGCAUGGGUUUUGCGGGGAGAGGGGGGGGGUUGUCCCAAUGCCACCAAGAGUUGUCAUUGGCUGUCUUUCACUCUUCCUGCUUGGCAAAGAUGCGCUCUCUCGGUGCAGUCCUGUAUGUCCCCAGUGGACUGCAGUGGCUAUUUCUGUCCAAGCACAAGGUAGAUUGGAAUACAAUGGGUUUUGUCCAGUGCCUACAAACCUGAUUAUUCUUGCAUCAGCAAAUCUUUCAAAUAAAGCUGCUUCAUCUACA
Messenger RNA from Micropterus dolomieu (smallmouth bass), 2383 nucleotides. RefSeq names its product fatty acyl-CoA reductase 1-like. The record is from RefSeq and is a predicted model, not a curated record. Lineage: Eukaryota; Metazoa; Chordata; Actinopteri; Centrarchiformes; Centrarchidae. Gene Ontology annotation, cellular component: peroxisome. The transcript is spliced from 10 exons. Gene Ontology annotation, biological process: long-chain fatty-acyl-CoA metabolic process. Gene Ontology annotation, molecular function: alcohol-forming very long-chain fatty acyl-CoA reductase (NADP+) activity. Bases 1 to 1275 code for a protein of 424 amino acids.